Messenger RNA from Prorocentrum cordatum, 1189 nucleotides. Lineage: Eukaryota; Dinophyceae; Prorocentrales; Prorocentraceae. The record is from the annotation of a GenBank genome assembly.
AUGGCACGCAGGGCUUCGUGGUGGCAGCGGCAGCGGGAGGGCCCGCUUCCGGGCUUCGUCGGGGUGCGCAGCGUCCUCGGCCAGGCCUCGGUGGUCCAGGCCUGCCGCGCCUCGGCGCUCUCGGGGCUGUUCUCGGGCGGCGUCCAGCUGCUGGACACGCACGCGGAGGCGGCGCUGCCCCUGGAGGAGGUGCUGCCCGACAACGAGGUGUACAAAACCUUCUGCUUCCUGCUCGCCUUUUUCGUCGUCCUGCACACGUCCCACGCCUACCAGCGACUGAUGCACGGCGCCGAGAUGUUGCACACCGUCGUCGGGGAGCUCACCGAGCUGACGAAUCUGCUUUUUGCCUUCGCAAGGACUGCCAAGUCUGGACCCGGGGAGGUGCGCGACUUUAAGCGCUCGAUCGUGCGCCUGGUGAGCCUCCUCUUCGCAGUGAGCGUGGCAGAGGUGGAGGAGGGCGACUCCGAGAAGGGGCUCGGGUUCAAACUGAUAGACGUCAUGGGCAUUGACCAGGAGGUGAUGGACAGGGUGCAUUCCUCCGACAAUAAGCCAGAGGCAGUAUGCCACAUUACGUACAGCGCCAUCGUCGACGCCAUCUCCGCCGACACGCUGACCAUACCAGCCCCGCUGCUCACUCGUGUUUUUCAAGAAUUUGGCAACGCGAUGAUCAAGUUCAACGAGGUAAGAACAUUCAAGGCUGUACCCUUUCCCGCUCCGUAUGUCAUGUCUGCCAGGUGCUUGUUGUUCAUUCACGCCGUGCUUACUCCUCUAUACAUGGCGCACUGGACCUGGGGACCCCUUCAGGCAGCAGUUCCGACCGACUUUCAUACUGGUCUUCACGUUCCUCAUUCUGCACCUGGUUGCCCGCGAGUUAGAUAAUCCUUUUGGCGUGGAUUGCAACGAUAUCAGGAUCGAGCAGCUGCAAGAGGACCUCAACAGUCGGUUGCUGUCCAUCCUGGUCGCGUCCGAAGGCAGGGCGGAGCGGGACGAAGGCGGGCUGAGCAGCACGGGCUUCGCGGACAUGUACCGCGUGCGCGCCUCCGAGGAGUGCAGAUCCUACGCGCAGCUGGCGGUGCUCCACAUGGCGGGCCGGGGCCUCCCGGAGCGCUGCGAGGAGGACACCCCCGCGGUGCCGCCCGAGGAGCGCGGCCCCGAGGCGCCGCCGCUGGCCGCGCCUGCCCGGCUGCGG